Molecule: messenger RNA, 3082 nt
Organism: Nematostella vectensis (starlet sea anemone)
Lineage: Eukaryota; Metazoa; Cnidaria; Anthozoa; Actiniaria; Edwardsiidae
Product: ATP-dependent Clp protease ATP-binding subunit clpX-like, mitochondrial
Exons: 12
Coding region: 263-2125 (620 amino acids)
Biological process (GO): protein folding; proteolysis; protein catabolic process
Cellular component (GO): mitochondrial matrix
Molecular function (GO): ATP hydrolysis activity; ATP binding; ATP-dependent protein folding chaperone
Source: RefSeq, a predicted model, not a curated record
UUAUGUGUACUGCUCAUGCGUGUGGAAUAGAAACAAAAAUGGCCGCCUGUCCAUAGAUUGGUUAUUUGCAGUAUACGCGACCGAAUACACGAGUUUUAUGCCUUUUUACAGUAACUUUUUGUCAUAUAUAGUAAACUCCGUGUAUUAGUGUUUUUUUGUGGUGUAACAAUUGUGUUUUUUUAGAGCCAAAGAGUAUUUAUUUGGAUAAGUUUUCUUUGGUGUUUUGCUUUUAUUUUCAAAAUAAGUUUGGACUUUGGCCAACAUGUUUAGAAUUUACACACCAGUUCGAUCAAUAAGGACUCCGCAAGGUCGCAAGAACCUCACUAAAUUACUUGUAUCAUCAGCAUUGAAUACAACAAAGGAAGCAACUCCUGUUAGACAAAUUCAUGCCAUCGCUGUUGAUGGAACGAGAAGACAUGCAAAUGCUUCCCCUCUAAGCUGUCAGUUAUUACACCACCCCACUGGACUUUGCAAUGUCAAUGGGCAGAGUAGAAGGUCUCUGACUGUGUCUGGGGGAGGCAAGGAUAAAGGAGGGAAUAGUACAUGGAGCUGUCCUAAGUGUGGUAAUCCAUGCAGUGCUGUUGAAGCAUCCACAAGAUUCGUGCAGUGCGAGAAAUGCAGCCAUUUCUUCCUAGUCCUCUCAGAUUCAGAUUCAAAAAGACAUAUACGACAAGACAGUAAGGCCUCUCUUAAUAAUGGUCCAGAAAAGGCUGCUAAGACCAGUAGAAAACCUCCACCACCACCAAGAAAGAUCUUUGACUACUUGGAUAGAUAUGUGAUAGGCCAAGACUAUGCCAAGAAAGUGCUAGCAGUCGCGGUAUACAACCACUACAAACGUCUUUCAGUCAAUAUUCAAAGCUCCUCUCAAAAUUCUGUGCCUGCUGAAGUGAAGCCAAUACCCCUGACACGACCUUACCCUGCCACGCCACAAGAACUUCAAUUAAUAAUGGCCCAAUCUCAGACUAUCAACUCCCCACUGGGUGCGAGUGGGGUCCAGUCCUCUAGCACAGUGCGGGAGACUGCAGGCAGUGAGGUCCUGGACGCUGAACAAGAUUCCAUUCGUCUUGACAAAAGUAAUAUUCUCUUGCUGGGUCCAACUGGCUCUGGAAAAACACUCCUUGCUCAGACCAUAGCCCGAUGUCUUGAUGUCCCAUUUGCAAUUUGCGACUGCACCGCUUUGACUCAAGCUGGUUACGUUGGGGAGGAUAUUGAGUCAGUCAUUGCCAAGCUGCUACAGGAAGCUGGUGGUAAUGUGGAAAAAGCUCAACAAGGUAUUGUAUUCCUGGACGAGGUGGAUAAGAUUGGAGCUGUUCCUGGCGUUCACAAUCUGAGGGAUGUUGGCGGAGAAGGUGUACAGCAGGGCUUACUGAAGAUCCUAGAGGGUACUGUUGUGAACGUCCCUGAGCGCAACUCGCGUAAGAUGAGAGGCGACACAGUGGCGGUGGAUACCUCAAACAUCCUGUUUGUAGCGUCUGGCGCAUUCAAUGGACUCGACAAGAUAAUCAGACGGAGAAAACAGGACAAGGUUCUUGGGUUUGGCGCACCAGCCAUCCAUCACUUGGACAAAGCGUCACAUGACUCCCCAAUCGAUAUCUUCUCGGCUGUCAAGAGUGACGUCAGAGACGAUAACGCCGAGCGUGAUGCGUUGUUACGCUCAGUGGAGGCGAAGGACCUGAUCGAUUUCGGGAUGAUUCCAGAGUUUAUCGGCCGACUUCCGGUUGUGGUAUCUCUUCACUCUCUGGAUGAAGAUACUCUGGUGAAGAUUUUGACGGAGCCCAGGAACGCACUGGUACCGCAAUACCAGGCACUCUUUGCCAUGGACAAGGUUGAUUUACAGCUCGAAUCAGAUGCUCUUCAGUUGAUUGCUCAACAAGCCCUGGAGAAAAAGACUGGGGCGCGUGGGCUACGCGCAAUACUGGAGAACCUUCUGCUGGAUCCGAUGUUCGAUGCUCCUGGCUCAGACAUCGUGACCGUGCGUAUCACCGAGGACGUCGUACGAAGAGAGAAACCCGCUGAGUACGUGCACGCACCCCCUGAGACCGCCACGCCCGAUACCACUGAGACAACCGAGGUCUACAACGACGAUUACGACUUUUACGCCGGCGACGCCUCCUCAAGGGUUUAACCGAUGACGACGAUUAAGCCUUUUACGUCGGGGACGCCUCCUUAAGGGUGUAACCUAUAACGACGAUUACGCCAUUUACGUCGGGGACGCCUCCUGAAGGGUUAACCGAUAACGACGAUUACGUCGAAAAAAUAAGCAGAGCUAUGAACGUAUUUCUAAUGGCACUUUGUAGCUUCAGAAUUAAUCUUUCAUGACUCUGUACAUUAUGCAUACUAUCAUAUAUUAUUUUUACCUCUAGUGUAUUACUGGACUCCUUUACUCUUUUUUAAUCCUUCACUCUAUGUUUUUGUUUUCUGUACUAUGACUGUUUAUAGUGCGAUGCGCGCUAGCGUGGCCACCCCGACAAUUUUGCGAAGCACUUAACGAAUAAAUAUGAUGUUAUUUUUAAUCAACACUCUAGCGUCAUACCCUAAAACUGCAGUUAAAAGAAUCGAUAUUAUCAAUUUAUUGCGUUGAAAGCUUUUUACAGGCCGAAAAUAGGGUUAGGGAGAUAUUUCAGAUAUUCAGAUUCGGGAUUACUGUGUUUGUAAUUUUUAGGACGCGGGUCCCCCUCCCCCUGCGUCAUUUUUGUCCUCCAUUCGCCACAGGAAGACUCUUUCCCGAUAAAAAGAGAUGCCUGCGGAGGAGGCUAAGUAUUGUUUGUAUCCCGUACAAACGGUAUUGUUUAUAUCAUUUAACGUGUGCCACUCGGGGCGCAGUAGUUGGUUGCUCAUACAAAACCUUAAUAUGUGUUUAGGAUAUUUUUCACGAUCUGAGAUGUGUACAACUGUCCUAAAUCUUUGAACCCUUCUCGCACAGCUUUAUCCACAAAGCCCUGUACAUACCAUUGUAUAUUCUAUUGUAUGUCUCGUCUAAUGAGUAUGUAUAGAUUGUUUUUUUUUUCAUGGUUUGAGUCAUAUUUUAGAACUGUAAAUGAAAAUACCAAUAAUAUUGAAUUAAAUGUGAUAUCUGUUCGAA